Alnus glutinosa is the source of this 1439-nucleotide messenger RNA. RefSeq lists its product as uncharacterized. Gene Ontology annotation, molecular function: zinc ion binding. Bases 206 to 1174 code for a protein of 322 amino acids. The record is from RefSeq and is a predicted model, not a curated record. Lineage: Eukaryota; Viridiplantae; Streptophyta; Magnoliopsida; Fagales; Betulaceae. The transcript has 7 exons.
GAUUACAGAGACUCUCUCUUGUUUCCUCGUGUCAUCAUCGAUGUUGUAUUUCCUCUGAGACCAACGCACAAUCGCACAUACACACGCCCAGAGACAGAGACAGAGAGAGAGGGGAGAGAGAGAAGUAGGAAUUAGGGCUUUUGUUCAUGAAUUCAUAGUUUGAGACGGAGACCAAUUGCCCUAAAAUUCUCUCUCUCGCAAUUCAAUGGUGGAUCAUUCGGACUGUUCGCCUCUCGUCCCUCCCUCGCCGAUCGCCGAGCCCGGCGAGAUCGACCUAGAGGCCGGACCCGGCGAACAAAUUCAAUGCAGAAUUUGCCUCGAAACUGAUGGCAGGGAUUUUAUAGCUCCUUGCAAGUGCAAAGGAACAUCAAAGUAUGUACACCGGGAAUGUUUGGAUCAUUGGCGAGCUGUAAGGGAAGGGUUUGCUUUUGCUCAUUGCACAACCUGCAAGGCCCCUUACCAUUUGAGAGUUCAUGUUGCUGUUGAUAGGAAAUGGCGAACCUUGAAAUUUCGAUUCUUUGUGACUAGAGAUAUUAUAUUUAUAUUCCUGGCCGUUCAGCUUGUGAUUGCUUCACUGGCAUAUUUGGUGUAUUUUAUAGAUGGUUGCAAGCAGUUCUGGCUUCGUCAGGCAUGGGGUUUUGAUAGUGAGCUUAGUUUCUAUUACAUAUGUGGAGCUCUGUUGUUUUUUGCGUUGCUUGGGCUGUCUGGGUGCUUUAUUACUUGUUAUGAUCGACGAGUGCGCAAUGAUUUGGCUCAGCCUUGUCGAGAAUUAUGUCUCUGCUGCUGUCAACCUGGAGUGUGCGCGGACUGUCACUUACCUGGUACUCUCUGUAUGUGGACUGACUGUACCACAUGCUUUGAAAGUUGUGCUGGUAUGGCAACCGAAUGUGGUUGCUUGGGAGGUGCUGGUGAAGCAGGGCUACCAUUGUUAUUUAUAAUGGCUUUGAUUGUUCUGGGACUUUUUACUGUUAUUGGGAUAUUCUACAGCGUGUUGGUGGCUACAAUGGUUGGCCAGCGAAUUUGGCAGCGGCAUUAUCACAUACUUGCGAAAAGGAUGCUAACAAAGGAAUAUGUGGUUGAGGACGUUGAUGGUGAGAUGACGGGAUCUGAUUGGUCUCCCCCGCCUCUUCCGCCGGAGCAUGUUCAACAGCUGAAAACACUUGGCCUCUUAUGAGAGUAGUAGUUCAAAGGGCGGGGUUUCAUUCGUGUUCACAAGAAUAGCCUGAUGUAGAGAUGGGCGAAAGUUUUUAGCACUUAUUAAAGAAGAGCUCCACGGCACUCUUUCAUUCGGUCACAUGUAUAAUUGUGAAUGUUAAUUUGUGAAAAAAAAGUUUCUGAAAUUCUUACUAUUACUUCCCCUCUCAGUAAUUGUAAGAAAACAGGUAUAAAAAUUACCUCCAAUAACUAACAACAGGUAUAUUAAUGAUACCUGCAUGCUA